Messenger RNA from Opisthorchis viverrini, 405 nucleotides. RefSeq lists its product as hypothetical. Bases 1 to 405 code for a protein of 134 amino acids. Lineage: Eukaryota; Metazoa; Platyhelminthes; Trematoda; Opisthorchiida; Opisthorchiidae. The record is from RefSeq and is a predicted model, not a curated record. The transcript has 3 exons.
AUGACUUCGCAAUCGGUUCCAAACUUUUUCCGGUUGAUUGAAAACAAUCACUGGAACCUGUUCAUCCUCUUGUUGAGCCAAGGCUCUUUGGCCUACGGUACAUCACUCAGCCAAGCAAAGUAUCAAAAGUUACCCGGCGCCAUCCUACGGGAGGACAAUAUCAUUAUCAACUUGGAUAAAGGAGUGCCACUAGGUUCAGUACCCACAUUGGCGGGAGUGGUUCGCGUUCCACUGAAGGAAUAUCAUAGCAGUUUUGUAUCGUUCGCCGGAGUGAUGCACACGGUGCAGUUGCAAGUGUGCCUGGAACCUGCAGCAGCAAAGCAGACGCCGCAUGCAACCCUUUUCGACGAGAAUUUCGAUGACCACCCAGUCGGGGUGUCGUUAUUCCACUACACUGCUAGUUGA